AUGCACCGCGGGGGCGGAAGUGCCGGAGGCGCAGCCGGGGGUGGUAUCGUCGGUGGUGCCGGCGGAAGUCACCGUGCCCUCGAAUUGGAGCAUCCGUCGGCGAUGCCGGGUGCACCUGGUUUCCAUUGGGGGGCCAUGUUCGCGGGUCACCACGCGGCCGCCGCCGCGGGUAUGAUGCAGCCCCCCAUGUCAGCGGGUGGCGAGUACGUGCCAGCCGCGGCGCAUCACGGUCCCGCUCAUCCGGCGAUGCCCAUGGACCUGCACGUUCAUCAGGGAUUCCCCUAUUUCCCUACCAGGUACCGAGAUGAUGCGCUCUGCUGGACAGAUAGGAAACCGUCCAUGGACGACGUCGGAAAUCCUACCUCCGUCAACGCACGAUUUGAGGAGAGACACUACGCUUUCGAAAGCAUCUUGGAAUUGCGCAAGGAGAAGAGCCGGGACGCGGCGAGGUCGCGGCGGGGUAAAGAAAACUUCGAGUUCUACGAGCUCGCGAAAAUGCUACCACUACCGGCGGCCAUCACCUCCCAGCUGGACAAGGCUUCCAUAAUAAGGCUAACGAUCUCGUACCUCAAACUACGCGACUUCUCCAGUCACGGCGAUCCACCGUGGUCCCGCGACGGUCCACCGCCCAGCAAAUCCGUCAAAGGUGCUAAUCGAGUCAGAUCAUCAUCGACCACAACGAUAGAACAUUUCGAAAUUCAUCAAGGUACCCACAUAUUACAGUCCCUGGACGGCUUCGCGAUGGCUGUCGCGGCUGAUGGCAGAUUCCUGUACAUAUCUGAAACUGUUUCGAUAUAUCUCGGUCUCUCACAGGUAGAAAUGACGGGGUCGAGCGUUUUUGACUACGUCCAUCAACAAGAUCACGCCGAGGUCGCCGAGCAGCUCGGUCUGGGGCUCGCGUCGUCGACGAGCACCUCAGCCCCACACUCGUCGAAUUCCGGUCUAGCGUCGCCGAGCAGCGGCGCGUCGGAGGAACACGGUUCAUCCUCUACCGCGAAUCCCGACGUGUCUUCGGUAAUGUCGCUGUCGUCGACUGGACUUUACAAAGGGUACGACCGGGCGUUUUGCGUUAGGAUGAAAUCCACUUUAACAAAAAGAGGGUGUCAUUUCAAAUCGUCAGGUUAUCGGGUCGUCCUGUUGCUGUGUCGUUUGAGGCCGCAGUUUGUAUUCAGCCACGCGAGAAAGUCCGCGCCGCCUUUGAUGGGCAUGGUCGGGCUAGCCAUUGCGCUUCCACCGCCAAGUGUACACGAAAUUCGUCUCGAGACCGACAUGUUCGUCACACGAAUCAAUUUCGACUUUCGGAUAGCGCAUUGCGAGCCAAAGGUUUCCGAUUUGCUGGAUUAUACUGCCGAUGAAUUGACGGGGAAGAAUCUCUACACGCUGUGCCACGGCGAGGACGCGAAUCGUCUCCGGAAGUCUCACAUAGAUCUGAUCCAUAAAGGACAAGUUUUGACGCAUUACUAUCGGCUGAUGAACAAGAGUGGCGGGUACACGUGGAUACAGACGUGCGCUACCGUCGUAUGCAAUUCGAAAAAUGCCGAGGAGCAAAAUAUCAUUUGCGUCAAUUACGUCAUAAGCGGCCGAGAAUACGAAAAUUUAAUUAUGGACUGCUGUCAGUUAGAGGACGGUGUCACCGGUGUCAAGAGGGAAGAUACGGCUGGAAAUGAUCCGGAGAACGGAUCGCCGGACGCUGACAGAGGAGAGGGUCGCAGUCGAGGCGGCCCUACGAAUCAGCAUCAGGAGCAGUCGCAUCGGUCGCCACCCGAGGAACGGGAAGAGAAUCACGCGUCGGAAAGUGAGAAGCGAGGUAGCCGACAUCACGACAAUAUAGCCCAAUUGCAACAGGAGUCACAAACGGCGGUCGGAAAUCUCAGCACGCUCGUAGUAAGAUUGCGAGGGCACAAGCGGAAGAUUCAGGACGAAGACAGUAGCUCGAAUGAGGAGGAGGACGAGGAGGAGACGACGGUGAAAGAAUCGAACGGCGAGAGAAGCCGCGCGCUCAGUCCCAGUGCAACGUCCACGCAUUCAAUCUCGGCCACCGAACAGGCCCUCUGUUCGACCAGUCCAAAGUCGCGUCGCGCCGAGAGCGGUAGGAUGGACAGUACCGAAAGCACGGGAACCUCGGUGAAGGAUCUGGAACAGGCUAUGUCGAAGCACUUGCCGGGGAAUUCGUUGAACAAAUCGAACUCGCCGGCGGCGCUUCACCAGCCGACGGAUUUUAGCACGGACACUUUGUUGAAGCAACAGCAGCAGCGGAGCACGAUACAGUGGAUCGGGGCACACCAUCACCUGGGUCAUCUGAGUCCGCAGCAGUCUGCCACCGCCCCUUUACCUGCCUCGGCGCUCCUUAGACAACUUUACGCCGCCAAUCGGGAAAGCGUGAUACGCGCCAAUGUGCACGGGAUCACGUCGAGCGGUGGUACGCGCGCUCCCGCCUCUUCCGGUAUCUAUUACCCAGGCGAAACCGCCCCUAACGGACCUCUGCCGACCCCACCUGGCUCAGAGGGUUCUAGCACGUACGGUGAACACCAAUUUGUGCUCGCUGCUCACAAUCAAAAAGUAUCGAACGGCACCAGCUGCGCCGAUGCUUUUACCAGUCUAGUUUCAUCAUAUACGUCCGCUACCGCGGCCGGUUAUUCGGUAGACUAUCAUUCGGCGAUGACGCCGCCAUCGUCGGUUUCGCCGCGAGACAAGCAGCAGCAGCAGCAGCAACAGCAGCAGCAACAACAACAACAGCAGCAGCAACAGCAGCAGCAAUUGCAUCCCGUGAACGUGAUAAGCAGCUACGAAGGUUCGUCGGCGUACGCGGAUCCCGUUCUUCGUCACCAAUAUGAACCGGCCCAGCCGUUACCCUUGAAACCCCAAGUGUACUCGGCCACUGUCCAUCCGAGUGCCUUAGACGCUGCAGCGGCUUACGCCUCGGCAGGUCUGACGGAACAAUCGCAGUUCUAUCAUCAUCCGGCCAGUAGCGGUGGCUUUCACAUCUACCAUCCGAGCAACAAGUCGACGGCAAAUGGCUGGUACACUUCGGCCUCCUAGUGGCCCCAACCUUAGGGGUCCCACCGCCCGUGUACGCGGAACACGUGUACUUAAACGACUGUAAUUAAACCCAAAGCCCUCUCCUUCGUGCAUAUCAGUGAUACGCUAUUUCGUCGCUAUCUUUAGCGAUCGUUGAGCGAUCCUCGUUGUCGUUAGGAUCGGCGAGAAACUUCAUCUCGCCGCACCUUCCUGUCGAGUCGUCGAAACUCGGCGCUGUAACAAUCGCUCUCUUCUUCAUUAUGUAGAACGAUUUAUUGUAAUAUAAUAAAUAAAUUAUUAUAUAUAUGUUGACUUUCCGGAGGUAUCUGCGUAAGUUUGGAGCCAACUGAAAAACUCAUGCGUAUUCACCAUGCGUGUUCCAAGUGAUUUAACGCGACGCUCAAAGAGAUCGUAAUAUAUCUAAGAAUUCGCGAUUUAGUAUAUAUGUGUAAUAUACAGGACGAUUCUUAAUAACAUAGUCCAGACGAGAAUGUUUCAGAUGAUAAGCGCAGAAACAAGAAAAAAAAUGUUUCAAUAUGAAUCGUUUAAGACCUUCUUCUGUUUAUAAUAAAUUAACAAAAAUCCAUUUCAUCACUUUAAAUUUUAUUAUAAUUCGAAAAACUUUAAGCAAUCCAUGUUUAUAUACCAUUUAUUUUUAUUUUAGGCUUUAGAUUCAUAUUGAUGUAUUUACGUAUAAUUAAGAAUUAUCCUGUAUAUGUGUAUGUAUGUAUCAAUUAUUUCAUUUUCAUUUGCAUUUUAUUAGGACAUCUGUUAUAUAAAUUUAUUUCUCCAAAACAAUUGGAAAAUAAGUAAGUGAUAGUUGAAAUACCUUUUUCAUCCUUCGUUAUCAGAAUUAUGAAAAAAAAUCUAAAUUUGAAUUGGAUUUCGAUUGCGAUUUGCUUUUUGUGAAAAACACAUUUUUUUUAACAACUUUGGCAAUUUUUCACUAUCAAUUCAUGCGCAUUUCAACUUUUACCAACUUUUUACCACUUUUUACCGGUCUUUCAUUCAAUUAGUUUCGGAAGAGAGAUGAAUUUAUAGAGAAACAGAUAUCUUAAAACGAACAGGGAAACAACUUCCGAGAAGCUAUUUUCGCAUUUUGUUAAACAUUAUUAUUAAUCAAAAAUAUGAUUACCAUGUUAGCGGUGAUUUACUCCAGUAUGACAUUUGGAGUAUUUUGUACCAUAAUAUUUCGUUAUGCGAUAAUUUUCAUAAAACGGACGAUAUAAUCCUUUCUCACUCUCUUUCUCUCUCUAUCUUUGAUAUGCUAUAACGAUUAUUUGAUUUAGUGAGAAAAGAAAACGCUGUUAAAAUUUAUCUCGAAAUCGUACCAAGCGUGUGUAAAAAUAGCACAGCAUACUUAAGAGAAAUCGCUAUCUCUAUUAAUUCGCGCUGUUUUUGUUUUAGUCAAUUAAACACUGAAUUUGUUACUCGUGGAACGCGCUAUGUACAAUCGGUCUGUCCCAAAGAGUUCGUUGUUGCAAGCUUUUUGUUUUAGAUUUCAACUUGCGAUCGAGAAAGUAACGUGACUUCUCGAUAGAAAGUAAACGACAAUUGAUCUGCAUUCGAUGUAUCAAUUGUUAUCCAGCCGUGUUUCGCGUCCAGAUUCGACGAUCGUGAUCUACGAAAAAUGAUAAACGAGCUACGAGACUGGCGAAAGAAUGGAACGCGACAUUUAUACAGUCGUGUGCAAAAAAAAGACACGAGUGAUAUUAAAGACACUUUUAUUAAACGCACUGAGAUUCUUUACUUAUUAAGGACAAGAGACAUUUGUAUAUGUAUAUUUAUAGACUGCUCUAGCGAUUUUACCUUCUAAAUGUAGAAUAGAUAAAAAUGUAGAUAUUGAGAGAGAAUACGUAUCGCGCACGCGCGAGAAGUCAACAUUGCUGUGGAGGUAGCGAAUUCUUUUACGAAAGUUAUUGUAUUUUAAUGUUUAAAUAUUUCGACCAGUUGUUUUUGACAAGUACACGUGUAAAUACAGCUUACGUGCCUAAAAGUUCACUCGCUCAGCAUUCAUCGAUUUCUUUCGUGCUGUGCUUGAUUUAAAGACUGAGGUAUAUCCGUAACGCCACGAAUUUCUCCCGCACAUAAUAACGUUAAUUUACAGAAACUUGUAAUUACGUUUCGCAUACAUGGAUGCAACGUCACUCGAUGAGUCUGCCAGGUGAGUCGUAAGUAAACAUUUGUAAAUAACAUUGGUAAGUAAUUGUGAUACAGAAGACACAUUUAAAUUACUGAUUCAGUUUUAGAAGAAUUUAAUAACUUCUUUUAAAGCAUGCAUCACAUAUUUAAAAAAUGUCUCGAUAAAAAAACACAAAAAUAGAACGUAUAGACGAUUUAUUUUUAUUUAAUUCCGUUCUCCAUAUAAAAGACAUAUUGUUCAUUCAGAUCAUAUAUUUUUUUUUUUUUUUUCAAACUCGAGUAUUAUUCAUAUUAGCAAAUUGUUCGUACAGAAACGUGAAAAAAUUUUUUGCAAAUUUUUUCAACAUGAUCGUUGUACUAUUUAAUAGCAAGAAAUAAUGAAUAUGCUAUUCGUAUAAAAAUGACUUAUGUACAAUUCCAUUUUGUAUUACAUGCUUAGCAUACAAUUAUUAUCAUCGUUAUCGUUAUUAUCGUUUCUGUCGAUAUUGUAAUCAUUACAAUUAUCCUUAAUACUAUAUUAUUAUUAAAUUACUACAGUGAGUUGCAGAUUAUGUAAAAAAAAAAACAUCUGUGAAAUAACAUAAACAAAUGAAAAUAAAAUAAAUCUAAAAAAAA
Messenger RNA from Solenopsis invicta (red fire ant), 5775 nucleotides. Its product is annotated as protein trachealess. Gene Ontology annotation, molecular function: protein dimerization activity; RNA polymerase II transcription regulatory region sequence-specific DNA binding; DNA-binding transcription factor activity, RNA polymerase II-specific. Lineage: Eukaryota; Metazoa; Arthropoda; Insecta; Hymenoptera; Formicidae. The coding region runs from base 1 to 3039 and encodes 1012 amino acids. The record is from RefSeq and is a predicted model, not a curated record. Gene Ontology annotation, biological process: regulation of transcription by RNA polymerase II. The transcript is spliced from 14 exons.